AAAUAAAUAGGAGUAGGUCCCUCUCUUCUUAUCCCACCUCUCCUCAACGAUCCUUCACUGCUCGUGCUCUGUCGGAAAGUUAAGUUGAAAAUGAAAUUCAUCCUCCUCGCUGCCUCCAUCCUGGGGAUGGCUGUCUGUGCCCCACACAACGUGUUGCGGGACCAGAUGUUCAUGGAGUUCGACAUCCAAUAUGUUCCAAAUGUGGAUCAGGUGGUGCCGCCUGGGAACCCGCACAGAUCUCUGGAAGUUCUGCUGCCAGUUAAUGCGCAGAGACAGCCUCUUACAGGACCGAUCCGUGGCUUCAUCAAGCAGGAGAUCCCUGACGAAAACGGCAGAGGCAGCAGGGACGUGUUCUACCCCUUUGGUUUUGACGAGGGGACUCCUGCUGCAGUUGCCCCCGUCGCUCCCGUCGUUCUUGACGCUCCUGUAGCUCCAGCUGCUCCCAUUGUCCCUAUCGUUGCUGCUCGUGUUCCUGCCGCCAGACGCAGAAGUGAUGAUGAUGACGAGCAUGACGACGACUAGAAAGUCCGAGUCAGCAGGAUGUGCAGGUGGUGACCAACGCUUCAAGACUCAGUGACUCCUGUGAAAGAUGACGAACCAACACUGCUCUUUCCCAAUGAAUAACAAAACUAAUGGUUUAAUGCUUGUGAAAAGAAAAUGGUGCUGUGCCUUUUUUAGGCCAAAGUGGUGCUUUAUAAACAGAUGGUGCUGUGAUUUUCUUCCAUAAAAUAAAUGCCCCCUCCCCCCAAAAAAACCAACCCAAAAACAACAUGCAUCAAAUAUGCUGUCUCUGUGCUUUAUAAUAAAAAAAACAAACAUA
Messenger RNA from Solea senegalensis (Senegalese sole), 820 nucleotides. It is a transcript of the gene scpp7, whose product is annotated as secretory calcium-binding phosphoprotein 7. The transcript is spliced from 9 exons. NCBI's taxonomy places the organism in Eukaryota, Metazoa, Chordata, Actinopteri, Pleuronectiformes, Soleidae. The record is from RefSeq and is a predicted model, not a curated record. The coding region runs from base 91 to 522 and encodes 143 amino acids.